This is a messenger RNA of Hibiscus syriacus, 1337 nucleotides long. Its product is annotated as pectin acetylesterase 9-like. NCBI's taxonomy places the organism in Eukaryota, Viridiplantae, Streptophyta, Magnoliopsida, Malvales, Malvaceae. The transcript has 13 exons. The record is from RefSeq and is a predicted model, not a curated record. Gene Ontology annotation, molecular function: hydrolase activity. The coding region runs from base 99 to 1313 and encodes 404 amino acids.
CAAAUAAAGCUUGAGCGAAAGAGGACGAUCGCUUUUUUCUUUUGUCUCUUUAUUACUACGACUAGUUCAAUGAGAAGCGGAUCAGCUCUUUGAAAAUUAUGAAAAUCACGACAGUGCUGAAUUUCGAUAUAAUGCUGAGUUUACUCCUUUUUCUAGCUUUCGCGCCAUGGUGCAUUCACUCGGAGGAGCGACUCCUUGUUGGUAUGACUCUUGUUCGAAACGCCACCGCCCACGGCGCCCUUUGUCUGGAUGGAAGUUUACCCGCUUAUCAUCUGCACAGAGGAUUCGGCGGUGGUGCAAACAACUGGAUCUUACAGUUUGAGGGUGGUGGUUGGUGUAAUGAUGUAUCAUCAUGCCUGAAGAGAGCCACAACGCGCCGUGGAUCAACUCGCUUCAUGUCCAAGUUGGAAGUCUUCUCUGGAAUCUUAAGCAACAACGCCUCCCUCAAUCCAGAUUUCUUCAACUGGAAUCGUGUGAAGCUUCGAUAUUGUGACGGAGCCUCAUUUUCAGGAGAUAGCAAGUUCGACAAUGGGACAUCAUUGCUUUACUUCAGAGGGCAGAAAAUUUGGGAAGCAAUUAUCCUUGAUCUUCUACCUAAAGGGUUGGCAAGUGCUAGCAAGGCCUUGCUUUCAGGUUGCUCUGCUGGGGGUCUAGCAACCUUUCUGCAUUGUGACAACUUAAAAAAGAUGUUACCAAGCAAUGCCAGUCUGAAAUGCCUAAGUGAUGCUGGAUUUUUCCUGGAUGUACGAGAUAUGAGUUUGAAUUACACCAUGAGGUCCUUCUAUCAUGAUCUAAUUGCCCUACAGGGGAUAAAGCAAAAUCUUAAUCAAAAUUGCAUGAGCUCAAUGAAUCAUCCGGAGCUGUGUUUCUUUCCCCAGCAUGCAUUGCAAUACAUCACAACACCGUAUUUUAUCUUGAACUCGGCUUACGAUGUGUUCCAGUUUCAUCAUAGUUUGGUUCCACCUUCUGCUGAUUUGCAUGGACAUUGGAAUAAUUGCAAGCUUAACCCAGUAGCAUGCAAUGCAAAUCAGAUCAAUGUAUUGCAAGGUAUGAGGCAUGAUAUGCUUACAGCUCUUAUAUCAUUCUACAAAAAUUCAAAAAGAGGGGGUCUGUUUAUAAAUUCAUGCUUUGCUCAUUGCCAAAGUGAGUCACAGGACACAUGGUUUGCUGUUGAUUCUCCAAGAAUACACAAUAAGACCAUAGCGGAAGCAGUUGGUGAUUGGUACUUUGGGAGAAGAGUAACCAAAGAGAUUGAUUGCCCAUAUCCUUGUGAUACCACUUGCCAUAACCUUAUACCAUCUCCCCUGGUUUAAGGUUGAAGAUUCUUUAGUUAUGCA